AUGGAGUUUCCAUACCUAAAGCUCAUCAUCUUGCUGAAUGUGUUUGCUUUCGUGGGAAGUUAUGCAGCUUCACCUUCAGAGAUUUAUUGGAACACUGUGUUGCCAAACAAUCCUAUGCCUAAAGCUAUCAAAGAUCUUCUACCAUCAUCUGAUAUGGAGAGCAAAGGUGUUUCAGUUGGGGUAGGUGGUGGUGGCGUUAAUGUGAACGUACCAGGAGGCACCAAUGUGAAUGUCGGGCAACCUGGCGGUGGCGGUGGUGGUGGUGGAGUUCAUGUCAAUGCACCGGGAGGCACCAAUGUAAAUGUCGGGCCAGGUAGGGGUGGACCUGGAGGUAAUAAACCAGGAGGCACCAAUGUGAAUGUCGGGCACGGUGGUAGCAGAGUUCACGUCAAAGCACCAGGAGGCACCAAUGUGAAUGUUGGGCCAGGCAGUGGUGGAACCGGAGGGAAUAAACCAGGAGGCAUAAAUGUGAACGUCGGGCACGGUGGUGAUGGAGUUCAGGUCAAAGCACCCGGAGAAACCAAUGUGAACGUCGGGAGGGGUGGUGGUGGAGGGGCGUCCGGAGGCACCAACGUAAAUGCAGGGAAAGAUGGUGAUAGAGUUGGUGUUGAAGCACAUGAAGACACAGACGUGAAUGUUGGUGUUUCGCCUGGAGGAACUAACGUUGGUGUUGAUGUAGGCAGAGGCCCUCAUCAUAAGGGGAAGCCAGUAAAUGUCGGAGUAUUUCCAAGGGGACAACCGUUUCUGUACAACUAUGCAGCUACCAAAGAUCAGCUCCAUGACAAUCCAAAUGUGGCACUUUUCUUCCUAGAAAAGAAUAUCGCCCCAGGCUCAACUAUGAACUUGCACUUCUUCAAGACCUCAAAUGGAUCCCGCUUCUUACCUCGAAAGGUUGCUGAAUCAAUUCCCUUCUCCUCAAACAAACUGGGAGACAUUUUCAACAGAUUCUCGGUGGAUUCCCAGUCACAGGAAGCUCGAUUGAUGAAAAACACAAUCAAAGAGUGUGAGGCACCACGAAUCCAAGGAGAGCAGAAGAUUUGUGCCACUUCCCUGGAAUCAAUGGUCGAUUUCAGCACCUCCAGACUGGGGAAAAACAUAGAGGUACUAUCAACAACUGCAAUAAAAGAGAGCCCGAUGCAGAAGUAUACCAUUACAGGAGUGAAAAAGAUGGCAACUAAUAAAGCGGUAGCAUGCCAUCGGCAAAACUAUGUGUAUGCAGUAUUUUAUUGUCACGAAACACAGAGCACCAGGGCAUAUACAGUUUCCAUGGUCGGAGCAGAUGGAACAAAAGUGAAAGCCGUGGCAGUGUGCCAUGAAGAUACAACAAAAUGGAACCCGAAACACUUGGCUUUCCAAGUUCUCAAAGUAAAGCCAGGGCAGAUUCCCAUCUGCCAUUUCCUACCUGAAGAUCACAUCGUCUGGGUUCCAAAGUAG
This is a messenger RNA of Oldenlandia corymbosa var. corymbosa, 1434 nucleotides long. The record is from the annotation of a GenBank genome assembly. NCBI's taxonomy places the organism in Eukaryota, Viridiplantae, Streptophyta, Magnoliopsida, Gentianales, Rubiaceae.